Ochotona princeps (American pika) is the source of this 3069-nucleotide messenger RNA. It is a transcript of the gene PPP6R2, whose product is annotated as protein phosphatase 6 regulatory subunit 2. Gene Ontology annotation, molecular function: protein phosphatase regulator activity; protein phosphatase binding. The coding region runs from base 222 to 2978 and encodes 918 amino acids. Lineage: Eukaryota; Metazoa; Chordata; Mammalia; Lagomorpha; Ochotonidae. The record is from RefSeq and is a predicted model, not a curated record. The transcript is spliced from 23 exons. Gene Ontology annotation, cellular component: nucleus; cytosol.
GGAGAGCGCGCGCGCGCCCGCGCCGCCGCCAUCUUGGGGAGACCCGAGCGGGCCGCGAGCCGCCGGCCGGCCGCGCCCGUGUCGCGAGGCGCCGAGCCCCCGGCCAGGCCCAUGAGUGCGCGGCACUCCCGAGGCCACCCGGGCUUCGCUGCCGCCAGCGCCCUGGCCUCCGAGCAGCCGCCGCUUCGCCCGGCCCGCGGGACAGCUCCGUGGCCUGCACAAUGUUCUGGAAGUUUGACUUGAACACCACGUCCCAUGUUGACAAGCUGCUGGACAAGGAGCAGGUGACACUGCAGGAGUUGAUGGACGAAGAUGACAUCUUGCAGGAGUGUAAGGCUCAGAACCGGAAGCUGCUGGACUUCCUGUGCAGGCAGCAGUGUAUGGAGGAGCUGGUGGGCCUCAUCACCCAGGAGCCGCCCCUGGACAUGGACGAGAAAGUCCGCUUCAAGUAUCCCAACACAGCCUGUGAGCUCCUUACUUGUGACGUGCCGCAGAUUAGCGACAGACUGGGUGGGGAUGAGAGUCUGCUGGGCCGUCUGUGUGACUUCCUGGACCGUGAGCCUCCUCUCAACCCUCUGCUUGCCAGCUUUUUCAGCAAGACCAUCGGCAAUCUUGUUGCAAGAAAAACCGAGCAGGUGAUCGCCUUCUUAAAGAAGAAGGACCGGUUCAUCAGCCUGGUGUUGAAGCACAUUGGCACCUCAGCCCUCAUGGACCUGCUCCUGCGCCUGGUUAGCUGCGUGGAGCCAGCCGGGCUCCGGCGGGAGGUCCUGCACUGGCUUAAUGAAGAGAAGAUCAUCCAAAGACUUGUGGAACUGAUCCAUCCGAGUCAGGACGAGGACAGGCAGUCGAAUGCGUCUCAGACUCUCUGUGACAUGGUCAGGCUGGGCAGAGACCAGGCCCUUCAGCUGCACGAGGCUGUGGAGCCAGACCCGCUGCUCACAGCUCUGGAGUCGCAGGACUGUGUGGAGCAGCUUCUGAGGAACAUGUUUGAUGGGGACCGGACGGAGGGCUGUCUUGUCAGUGGGACCCAGGUGCUGCUCACCUUGCUGGAGACAAGGCGGGCUGGGACCGAGGGUGUGGUGGACCCCUGCUCGCAGGGACCGGAGGGGCCAAUUGCAGUCAGCAGCGGCAUCCUGCAAGGCAUCGAGCCCCGGCUGCGGGACUUCCACCAGCUCCUGCUCAGCCCGCCGAAGAAGAAAGCUAUCCUGACCACCCUCGGCGUGCUAGAAGAGCCCCUCGGGAAUGCCCGUCUGCACGGGGCCCGGCUCAUGGCCGUGCUGCUGCACACAAAUACGCCCAGCAUCAACCAGGAGCUGUGCCGGCUCAACACCAUGGACUUACUGCUGGAUUUGUUUUUUAAGUACACCUGGAAUAACUUCCUACACUUCCAAGUGGAACUCUGCAUCGCUGCUAUCCUCGCCCAUGCUGCUCCAGGUGACAGGGGAGAAGCUGGAGGGGCUGCGAACGAGGCGGAGCCUCCGCAGGAGCAUGGCAGUGGGCUAAGGGACCUGGAGCCGCCCCAGCCCACACCCAGCCUCCCUGAGAACAGCAUGGUGACCCAUCUGUUUCAGAAAUGCUGCUUGGUACAGAGGAUCCUGGAGGCCUGGGAAGCCAAUGACCACACACAGGCAGCGGGAGGCCUGAGGCGCGGGCACAUGGGCCACCUCACACGCAUCGCCAACGCGGUGGCACAGACACACGUCAGCGAGGUCAUCCCAGGGCUCCCUGCCGAGUGCCGUGGGCGCUGGGAGAGUUUUGUGGAAGAGACGCUGACGGAGACGAACCGCAGAAACACCGUGGACCUGGUGGGCACUCACCACCUUCACUCCUCAAGCGAGGACGAGGACAUUGAGGGCGCUUUCCCUAACGAGCUGUCCCUUCAGCAGGCCUUCUCCGAGUACCAGAUGCAACAGAUGACUGCCAGCUUUGCGGACCAGUUUGGCUUCAAGGACGAGGACUUUGCUGACCAGGACGACGGCAUCAGCGCCCCAUUCGACAGGAUUGCAGAGAUCGACUUCAGCAUUGAUGCAGAGGAGGACAGUCCCAGCACAGCUCUGUUCGAGGCCUGCUGCAGUGACCGCAUCCAGCCCUUCGAUGAUGAGGAGGAGGACAUCUGGGAGAAUGAGGAGACUCGCUGUCCCACGCGAGUGAUGGCCAGGGCCAGGUUUGGGACCCCCCACACCGCAGGGAGCUGCUCCAAGAAGCCCCCAGAGCGUGGGGGCCAGGAGAGGAGAGCAGAUGCAAACCAGGCAGAUGGGGACACUCCAGGGACCCCCGUGGAGGACAAAGCCGCUCCCCUGCAGGGGGCCACAGAAGGUGCAGCAUGGGUGGCCGUGUUUGACGAGCCAGGAAGCUUGACACCCGGGGCCGCAAGCGUGGCAAGAGACGUGGGUUCCAGCGUGUGGGUGGCCAGUGCCUCUGCUCCAGAGGAGAAGGGCUGGGCCCAGUUUGCCGACUUCCAGCCUUUCUGCUGCUCCGAGUCAGGGCCCAGGUGCAGCUCCCCUGUGGACACUGAGGGCAGCAGGAGCCAGGGCCAGGAGCCAGCCUUCAGUACAGCGUCCCCUUGUGCGUGGAACAUGUGUGUCACCAGCAAGACCUCACUGGUGGCCUCCAGCAGUGAGGAGGACAAGCAGAAGGCAGCUGGCGCCAUGGACACCAGGAACAUGGGCCCUGACCAGGAGACCUCCCCACUGCCCAGCACAGAGACAGCGGCUGGUGGCAGGGUUGCAUGUGUCGGUGACAAACUGCCAGAAGCCACUGGCCCUGUACCUGUGGAAACGACCAGGGCCCUAGCUGUGGCGACUGGAGCUCCCCACGCACUGAAGGCUGAGCCCCCUACAGCUGCCCCAGCAGUGUUUGAUGCAGCGGCUGUGGCAGCGCCCAACCCAGGGACAGUGGCCAAGGACAGGGAGACCGACACCCCACCCGAGGGAGCCGCCUUCAACGGGCCCGGCCAUGGCCAGCCCUGCUCAGGCUGAGUCCUUAAUCAAGAUAACUACUGGUGAUGCAAUUUUUAAAUUUAAUUUAAUUUUAAAAUAAAUGCUGCAUUGGUAAAGCUGGUCGCUGGAA